AUGCUUGGCAUAAAGGCUUGGGCUGGGAUUGUUGUGGAACGGGCUGCAGAGGACCCAUUCGGCUUCCUUACAGCAGUUAUUUUAGCCCUCCCACCACUGUUCCCAGCUAGUGCUGUUCUGUCCUGGAAGUUGGCCAAGAUGAUUGAAGCCAGGGAGAAAGAGCAAAAGGAGAAACAAAAACAUCAAGAAAAUAUUGCAAAAGCUAAAGGGCUAAAAAAGGGUUGA
Nannospalax galili (Upper Galilee mountains blind mole rat) is the source of this 225-nucleotide messenger RNA. RefSeq names its product small integral membrane protein 15-like. The record is from RefSeq and is a predicted model, not a curated record. NCBI's taxonomy places the organism in Eukaryota, Metazoa, Chordata, Mammalia, Rodentia, Spalacidae. Bases 1 to 225 code for a protein of 74 amino acids. The transcript has a single exon.